UAGAGUUGAUAAUUGUCAUGUAACUAAAGCUCGUCGUGUUGUCCGUAGUUACUUUCUUCGUCUCCCUUUUUUAUAAAGUUUAUUAAAAAAUGGGGAUGUUAUUCUCGAAGAAAAAACCACCUAGUCGAGUGACAGAUCAAGACAAGGCCGUACUGCAAUUGAAGCAAUCAAGGGACAAGAUAAAGCAGUACCAAAAGAGGGUCGAGCAGAAAAUCGAGAAAGAGAGAGAAAUAGCGAAGAAGCUGAUCAAAAAUAAUCAGAAAGACCGAGCCCUUCUGCUGCUGCGCAAAAAGAAAUUCCAAGAACAAAUUCUAGUCAGGACAGACGGCCAGCUGGAGAGUUUGGAACGGAUGGUGACAGAUAUCGAAUUUGCCCAGGUCGAAAUCAAGGUCAUUGACGGUCUGAAGAUCGGCAACGAUGCGCUUAAGAAGCUGCACGCGCUCAUAUCAAUCGAAGAUAUCGAGCAAGUCUUGGAGGAUACCCAGGAGGGUAUUGAGAAGCAGCGAGAAAUCAAUGAACUUUUGUCCGGUGGGCUGAGUGUACAGGAUGAGGACGAAAUUGAAGCUGAGCUGGAUGCUCUUGUGGCUCAAGAUUCAGUCAAGGAGAAAGUCACAUCUGACGUGCCAGAAGAUAUUCUGCUGCCAAAUGUACCUGAAAAUGAACCAAACAAAGAAAAAGCUAUAAAAAGCAAAGUGCAAGAGCCAGUUGCUUUGGAGGCCUAACUUUGUAUUAUCAGGACCAUUGUUUUUAUACGGCUUAUAUGUAUAUAUGUACAGCAAAUAACGUUUAACACAUUUAUUAAAUGGACUUGAAAAUCUGUAAGUAAAAAAGAAAAAAAAUCAGUUUUUUAAGAAAGGUACCAUUAUGUAAAAAAUUUGAUAAAUGUUGUUUUAAAAAUGUGAAAUGUCGUCCGAACAAUACUUGUUUGAUACACUGCAUACUUUAUGCCUAAGGUGCAGUAUCUUACAUCUCUGUAAUAGUAGACCUUUGUCAGGUCGGCAAAGUUGUCAUUUAGGCAACCUAUUGUGAUAUGACAAAUACAUUAAGUAUUCGAUUUAAUUUUAGUUGAAGUGCAGUUUAAAGUUUAUUUUAGAUAGUAUUAAGUAACACAAUCUGUACAAUAUUUCCCACUUGUUUAUUUUUCUUCAGAAAAGUAAAUAGGUUUUUAUGUAAUUUUACAUGUUGAAUUGUGGUUCAAGCUGAUGUUUAACAGUAGGGAAAAAUUGUAACCAUACUGAAAUCCUUGUUUUGGAUUUUAUAU
Copidosoma floridanum is the source of this 1261-nucleotide messenger RNA. RefSeq names its product vacuolar protein sorting 20 (gene Vps20). NCBI's taxonomy places the organism in Eukaryota, Metazoa, Arthropoda, Insecta, Hymenoptera, Encyrtidae. Gene Ontology annotation, biological process: late endosome to vacuole transport via multivesicular body sorting pathway; vesicle budding from membrane. The record is from RefSeq and is a predicted model, not a curated record. Gene Ontology annotation, cellular component: multivesicular body; ESCRT III complex.